CUGGGGCUUCUCACUUUUCCUCAUUGACUGAUGCUGACAGGACCAUACAGUCAGACUUUGUUUGAUCUUGGUGAAAAACAAAUGACUGUGAUUGGCAGACACAGAGGUGGCCUCUAUCGUAUCGAUAGUUACAGUACCUAUAGCGAGUAACUUUGAUAUAUAGGACACAAAAAGGACUUCGCCAGUGACCUGAAGCGGAAUAAAACUGCUUUGUUUUGGUUUGCCAAAUGCGGAAGUGAAAUUUAUUACAUUUUAACGUGAUAACAUUUUACAUUAUAACGUGAAACCUAUCACGUUAUAACGUGAAACUUAUCACGUUUAUAAUGUAAUACUGAACCUUUUUUAUUUUUUUCUGGUGUGGGAGCAAAACGCUUCCGGAUGAUUAUGAUAUGCCAUAGCAAGAAAUUAAUCUCAGCGAUGACAUUUUCUAUCUAUGCUGUUCUGAGAUAGUUGUUGUUAGCUUGCUCAAAUAUAACGUUAGAGGAGAGUAACAUGUUUUAUAUCUAUUUCUAUCGGCUAAGAUUAGCUGCUUGUUGUUAGCUAUCUACAUACAGCAUUAGCACUAUUUAUUACUUUUAUUUUUACUUUUACUACACAGUAUAUUGUUUUAGUAUAAUAAAGGUUACGAAGCUAAUGUCAGCAAAUAGAUAAGACUAUAUUACAUAACCUGGUAGUCACAUGAAGGAUGACUCAUGCAGUUUGAAACCAGGAGCUACAGGAUGACGUCGCAUUUCUACCAAGCCUGCCCUACACCUUUCUCCUGCCGGAAGGGCUCCUCCGCUAAUGACCUCUUGAGAAGGAAGUACUACGUCCUGUUUUGCCGAAUGCGGAAGUAGGUUGCGUAUAAACCCUGAUUGAAUUCAAUUGGAGCCGAUGGUAUCGUUAUUUAUUUAUUUUUAAAAUAUCUUACACGUCGUUUUCAUAUACACAAAAGAGUGCAUUGUCAAAUGUUUUCUCAUAGUUCGUGUCGCUUGCGGAACGUCUUUUCCUUCGUAGUUAACAACAACCUUAAAAGAGGACGGCGGAGGACAAUCUCAGGACACACUAAUGCAAAGCAUACGAACAUUUCAGUGACGCAACCGAGCCGCCUCUUCCACAAAGAAAUGGGAGAGUUGUACGAAAUCCAUUCUGUUCAAAUGUAUCUCCGGCAACUCAUGGAGAAUCACAAAGCUCUCGGCCAGAAGUUGCACCUUGCCAACCUGAGCGAAGCUGACAGGAAAGUAAUGGUGAAGAAACACACUGAGCUGCAGCCUUUGGCAAACGUUUUUAACAAUGUUGAGCAGGCGCUGAAAGAUCUUGACGAAGUGCAGUCCAUUUUGAAUUCACCAGCGGGUUCUAAAGAUGAAGUUGAACAGUUUGCUCAGCUGCUAAAGGAAGAGGAAGCACUUAUCUCAGACAGGGUUUCAGUCUUAAAGAAAGAGUUAAUCAAAGCUCUAUUGCCGACUGACCCUCUGGACUCUAGUAACAUUCUGCUGGAGGUUGUUUCAGGACGAACAACGGGAGGUGAUAUAUGUCAGCAAUUCACCAGAGAAAUGUUUGACAUGUAUCAGGGUUUUGCUGCUUACAAGAACUGGGAUUUUGAGAUGUUGAACUACACUCCUGCCGAAUAUGGUGGUUUGCAUCACGCGGCUGUGCGGCUAGCUGGGGAGAACGUGUACAGACAUCUAAAGCAUGAGGGGGGGACACACCGGGUGCAGAGAAUUCCCGAGGUGGGCCUGUCCUCCAGGAUGCAGCGCAUCCACACUGGAACCAUGACUGUGAUCAUCCUGCCUCAGCCUGUUGAGGUGGCUGUCAGCAUCGACCCUAAAGAACUGCGUGUUGACACAUUCAGAUCUCGAGGUGCUGGGGGUCAAAGUGUCAAUACAACCGAUAGCGCUGUGCGCAUUGUUCACCUUCCCUCAGGUAUUACAGCAGAAUGUCAACAGAGCCGCUCUCAAUUGCAAAACAGAGAAACUGCCAUUCGCAUGCUGAAGGCCCGCCUCUACCAGAGCAUGAUGGGUAAAGAGACCGAGCAGAAGCAUUUGGCUCGUAAGCAGCAGCCGUGUCUGUUCGUGUCAGGUGGGAACACGCUCGCAGUCAGAAAGGAUUCGCACCUACAACUUCAGCCAGGAUCGGGUCACAGACCACCGCAUUGGCUACAUUUGCAGAGAUAUUAAGGAGUUCAUGCGAGGAGGAGAGGCGCUUGAUGAUCUCAUCACGGUCGUGCUUGAACACGCAGAAAGGGAGGCUCUUCUGGACCUGGUGGAGAACAGCAGAAUAAGUUUGUACUCUUCUGCAGACUGACACACGCCACAGC
This is a messenger RNA of Phyllopteryx taeniolatus (common seadragon), 2296 nucleotides long. It is a transcript of the gene mtrf1, whose product is annotated as mitochondrial translational release factor 1. Gene Ontology annotation, molecular function: translation release factor activity. Gene Ontology annotation, biological process: translational termination. The transcript is spliced from 9 exons. The record is from RefSeq and is a predicted model, not a curated record. Bases 948 to 2156 code for a protein of 402 amino acids. Lineage: Eukaryota; Metazoa; Chordata; Actinopteri; Syngnathiformes; Syngnathidae.